GCCAGGGCCGAGGCGACAGCUGUGGUGACAGCCCUGACACAAGGGCAGGCACGUCCUGGGCAGGUCCCCUUGUCCCCUCUGAGGAGAAGCCCCUGCAGCACCAGUCCUUUUUCUCGCCAUGCUGCGGCCCAAGCCCCACUCCCAGGAGCCCCAGGUCCCCUCCAGCCCCAUCCCACGCUCCCCUCGAGGCAGAGGGUGCAAGCUGGCUCCCACGCCCUCUGUCACACUUUUCCGUGUCACACAAAGCCCUGGCAUCCACUCUGCCAUGGGGAGCUACCCCAGUAAAUACCCUGUAAAUCUCGGGUGAUUCUCUGCUCUCCUCUCUGGAAGCCAGCAGGCAGGAAACCGCUCUGGCACCCUGCUAUUAUUGUCUUCUGUGACGGGGUUGUGCAACUUCUUCUUUCAAAGGCAGCCAAGGGUGGGCGGCCAGGCCAGAGCCUUUGUGCCCUGCGGUGGAGGCAGCCGGUGCUGGCCCCAGGCAGAGCCCAGGGAGCUCCAGCGGGCCCUGGGGCCAUUCCACGAGGAUGUGGCACACCAUGGCUCCCAGGGCUGGUGUCUGGGAUCCCUGUGACCACCACCACAGAUCUGAGCUUGGGGUUCUGUUCCUCCUGCGAGGCUGAGGACUGCCGACAUGUCGGCCACCCCCAGACCGGCCCUGCUGCCGCUGCUGCCACUGCUGCCCCUGCUGCUGCACGUGCCGCACGCUGCCAGAGCCCAGGUCAACCCCGCGGUGUGUCGGUACCCCUUGGGAAUGUCGGGUGGGCACAUCCCUGACGAGGACAUCUCAGCCUCCAGCCACUGGUCUGACUCCACGGCCGCCAAGUACGGACGGCUGGACUCGGAGGAGGGCGAUGGAGCCUGGUGCCCCAAGACCCCAGUGGAGCCAAACGACCUGAAGGAGUUCCUGCAGAUUGACCUGCAAGCCCUGCACUUCAUCACACUGGUGGGCACCCAGGGGCGCCAUGCCAAGGGCCACGGCAAUGAGUUUGCCCCCAUGUAUAAAAUCAACUACAGCCGGGAUGGCACCCGCUGGAUCUCUUGGAGGAACCGGCACGGGAAGCAGGUGCUGGAUGGAAACACCAACACCUACGACAUCGUCCUCAAGGACCUGGAACCGCCCCUCAUCGCCCGCUUUGUCCGCUUCAUCCCCGUCACCGACCACUCCAUGAACGUCUGCCUGCGCGUGGAGCUGUACGGCUGCGCCUGGCUGGAUGGGCUGGUGUCCUACAACGCGCCGGUCGGGCAGCAGCUCAUCCUUCCCGGGGGCACCAUCAUCUACCUGAACGACUCGGUGUACGACGGGGCCUUUGGCUACAGCAUGACAGAGGGCCUGGGCCAGCUGACGGACGGGGUGUCGGGGCUGGACGACUUCACACAGAGCCACGAGUACCACGUGUGGCCAGGCUACGACUACGUGGGCUGGCGCAACGAGAGCACGGCAGGCGGCUACGUGGAGAUCACCUUCGAGUUCGACCGCAUCAGGAACUUCACCGCCAUGAAGGUCCACUGCAACAACAUGUUCGCCAAAGGUGUGAAGAUCUUCAAGGAGGUGCAGUGCUACUUCCGCGCCGACGCCAGCGAGUGGGAGCCCAGCGCCGUCUCCUCGGUGCUGGUGCUGGAUGAUGUGAACCCCAGCGCCCGUUUCGUCACCGUGCCUCUGCUCCACCGCAUGGCCAGUGCCAUCAAGUGCCAGUACUACUUCGCUGACACCUGGAUGAUGUUCAGUGAGAUCACCUUCCAGUCAGAUGCAGCCAUGUACAACAACUCAGUGCCCCCUGCCGAGGCACCCGUGGUCCCCACCACUUAUGACCCCACGCUCAAGGUAGACGACAGCAACACGCGCAUCCUGAUCGGGUGCCUGGUGGCCAUCAUCUUCAUCCUGGUGGCCAUCAUUGUCAUCAUACUGUGGCGGCAGUUCUGGCAGAAGAUGCUGGAGAAGGCAUCACGGAGGAUGCUGGAUGAUGAAAUGACCGUCAGCCUCUCCCUGCCCAGUGAAUCCAGCAUGUUCAACCACAACCGCUCCUCCUCCCCCAGCGAGCAGGAGUCCAGCUCCACCUACGACCGCAUCUUCCCCCUGGGACCUGACUACCAGGAGCCCUCCCGCCUGAUCCGCAAGCUGCCCGAGUUCACCGCAGGGGAGGAGGACGCAGGCUGCAGCGGCCCCGCCAAGCCUUCCCAGGCCAGCGUCCCCGAGGGCGUCCCGCACUACGCCGAGGCCGACAUUGUGAACCUGCAGGGUGUGACAGGCGGCAACACCUACUCUGUGCCAGCCCUAACCAUGGACCUGCUGGCUGGCAAGGAUGUGGCCGUCGAGGAGUUCCCCAGGAAGCUGCUGACCUUCAAGGAGAAGCUGGGGGAAGGCCAGUUUGGGGAGGUUCACCUCUGUGAAGUGGAGGGGAUGGAGAAGUUCAUAGGGAAGGACUUUGCCCUGGAGGGCCUGGAUGGCAGCUCUGACCGCCCCGUGCUGGUGGCUGUGAAGAUGCUGCGGGCAGAUGCCAACAAGAAUGCCAGGAAUGAUUUUCUGAAGGAAAUCAAGAUCAUGUCGCGGCUGAAGGACCCCAACAUCAUCCGGCUGCUGGCGGUGUGCAUCACAGAUGACCCCCUGUGCAUGAUCACCGAGUACAUGGAGAAUGGGGACCUCAACCAGUUCCUGUCCCGCCAGCAGGCAGGCGGCCCCGCUGCUGCCCACGCACCCGCCGUCAGUGACCUGCGGUUCAUGGCCACCCAGAUCGCCUCGGGCAUGAAGUACCUCUCGUCCCUCAACUUCGUGCACCGGGACCUGGCCACGCGCAACUGCCUGGUGGGGAAGCACUACACCAUCAAGAUUGCCGACUUUGGGAUGAGCAGGAACCUCUACAGUGGGGACUACUACCGCAUCCAGGGCCGGGCGGUGCUCCCCAUCCGCUGGAUGUCCUGGGAGAGCAUCCUACUGGGCAAGUUCACAACGGCCAGUGACGUGUGGGCGUUCGGGGUGACGCUGUGGGAGACCUUCACGCUGUGCCGGGAGCAGCCCUACUCCCAGAUGUCUGACGAGCAGGUCAUCGAGAACACCGGCGAGUUCUUCCGGGACCAGGGCCGGCAGACCUACCUUCCCCAGCCCGUGCUAUGCCCCGACUCAGUCUAUAAGCUAAUGCUCAGCUGCUGGAGACGGGACACUAAAGAUCGUCCCUCCUUCCAGGACAUCCAUCGUCUUCUCCAGGACUCAGCCAGUGAAGAAUGACCCUUGGCUCCCGCCUGUCCUGGUCCCAUCCUUCCUUGUGCCCAGAGGAGCCCCAGACGCAAACCAAAGCCACUUCUCUCGGACUUAGCCAUAAACCCCGAGCAGCUGCUCGUGCUCUCCUUGCGCAGCGAGGCCUCAGAGGAGACCCCCAAGGACAGCAAAGCCCCACGGCGCGGGACGGCUCCGACCUCCCUCUUCCCCCGGACCUGAGCCCGGCAGCAGCGUGGGCUCGGGGAGGGUUAUUUAUUGGUGCAGCGUGCUCCUGGUGACAAGGACCGGGACAGAGCGGCUUCUCUUCCCCGGCUGAAGGGGGCAGCUGGACUUUCUCCAUGAGGAAGCUCGGCCCACGCGCAGGGCAGGCGCCUGGGGAGGGGAUGUGUGCAGGUGUGCGCCCGCUGGAGCAGGGACAGACGGGCAGCCACCCCCUGCCUCGGGAGGAGCUGGGAGCUGCCUCCGGGUCUCAACGGGCCGUGCAAUCGCGGGGUGAAAACAAGGACUCCGCGGACAUUCGGGGCUUUGGACACGCCACGUGGAGAGGCAAGGAGCACCCUCCCUGCUGGCCAGCCCCAGCUGCACAGGGAGAAGACUGGGGGCUCACCCGGCACCUCAUCCAGCUGCUGGAGUGUGCAGCCAGGGAGGAGCGGGCAUCCCGUGCCGAGGGGACAUUCCCUCACCGACCACAGCCACUCCACUGCCCGAGAAAUGCAUGUUGGAUGCCCCACGGGUGAUGCAUGGCAGCCGGCAGCAGGAUGCUAGCGCCUUUUAGUUCCAUGGGGGAAUCUCCAGGUCCUCCUCCCCCAGAGUUAACCCACACCUUCAUCUGCCAGGAGAAGAAUGCCCAUAGCAGAGUUCCAUUGGCAGCCGCCUGCUGCCGGUGCCUGCAACAGCCGCACGGGCACGGAGCGGGGCGCUGCAGCUCUCCCUGGCUCUCACCUGGGAUCACAGCCCAGCUGAAGCACCUGAGCUGGGCUCUGCCGCCCUGAGCAUCCCGCAGCACUCUGGCACCCGCCCCGUGCUCCCGAGGCUGCCGGCAUUCCGAGCAAACCGGGCAGGUGCCGGGGUGCCAAAGCCGUGUGCCCUGGCAGGUGACCCACCACGCCCCGAAGUCGGAGCCUCCUGUGGCCGGGCAGGGGGAGCUGUGGACGCGGAGGGUCCGUGGAGCCCCCCACACUUGUGUACGCACUAGCUCGGCAGUACCCCGUGGCUAAGGCAUGUGUAUAUUCCGUAGAUGCACCCAUGUGUAGGGGCCAACCCGCUGAAGAGACACUCGGUAUGGCAUCUGGCUGCGUGGUUUCCUUGCGGCGCUGCUGCAGGCGGCUCAGCUCGCCUCCCCCGGGGCUGGGGGGCUCUGGAGCUGCACUGGGAUGUGGUGUGGAGCAC
This is a messenger RNA of Motacilla alba alba, 4600 nucleotides long. It is a transcript of the gene DDR2, whose product is annotated as discoidin domain receptor tyrosine kinase 2. The transcript has 17 exons. Gene Ontology annotation, cellular component: membrane; signaling receptor complex. Gene Ontology annotation, molecular function: collagen binding; protein tyrosine kinase collagen receptor activity; ATP binding. Bases 632 to 3220 code for a protein of 862 amino acids. NCBI's taxonomy places the organism in Eukaryota, Metazoa, Chordata, Aves, Passeriformes, Motacillidae. Gene Ontology annotation, biological process: multicellular organism development; positive regulation of kinase activity; cell surface receptor protein tyrosine kinase signaling pathway. The record is from RefSeq and is a predicted model, not a curated record.